Messenger RNA from Fusarium pseudograminearum CS3096, 891 nucleotides. RefSeq lists its product as uncharacterized. The record is from RefSeq and is a predicted model, not a curated record. The coding region runs from base 1 to 891 and encodes 296 amino acids. Lineage: Eukaryota; Fungi; Ascomycota; Sordariomycetes; Hypocreales; Nectriaceae. The transcript is spliced from 3 exons.
AUGGCUCCCAUCUCUGUUCUCCUCAACAGCAACGUCACAGACGACAAAGGCCUCCAAGUAUUUUACGUCACCAGCCAGGAUAACCUGGGCAUUGCCCUCAGGAACUCUGCUGCCAAAGGCGUUGACUCGCAGGACUUUUACGAGGCAGCCGCCGAUGCGCAUGUCGGUCUCAUCCCCGUCAAGUCCGAGAUUGGCAGUGCCGUUAUGAACGGUCUCAAUCUCGUCGUGGCCAUCACUAAGCACAAGCUGAAGGAUGAAGACGAGAAGCCCACUCUCAACGAUGUCUCCAUCGUGAGUCCCGUCUACCAGGUUCUCGACAACACUGGUAUCACCAACACCACUGCUGCCAUUGUCUCCAACGAGGACAACAGCAACGCAUGGGUCUACUACUUGCAGGGUUCUGAUCCCGGGCAGAUCCAAAUCAGCGAAUAUGAGCUGACCACCGGCAACAUCGGUCCCAUUUCCAACCUCAAUAUUGACCCUGACUGCUCGCUCGGGGCUUUCUAUGACACAAACGGCAACGGGAGAUCAAUCAUUUACCAGGACAAUUCUCAGCGCCACAUCAAGGAAUACCAAGUAGAGUCUGGUCAGACCAUCGACAUUGGCGACACUGCCGGCGCCAAAUCAAACACUAGUCUCGCUGUCACCUACUUUGAAGGCUACGCCUACCUCUACUACACCGAUGAAUUCAUGAAUCUGUACCGCGUCAUCAAGGACAAGGACACCAGCGAGUGGGGCGAGCACAAGAAGAUCACCCCUGGAGCCAACCCUGACCCGUCCAGCCAGCUUACUGCUAUUGGCGCCGAUGGAACUAUUCACUUGUUCUAUCAAGCCCAGGGAAACAAGAAGAUCACUCACUUCCGUGAGAAGGCUGUUGGACAGAAGCUCUAG